AGUGGCCGGAACGCGGAAGUGGUGGGCUUUUUAAAUGAUAUAUUGACGACACCGAGCGAGCGCCUGUCAAAAGAAAAGUUUACUUUCACUUUCAUGACUGCCUGGAUUAGGAGCAGGCGGAGUAGGAAGAGUGGGCCUUCCUCGGAAACGAAACUAAACGCCGUCAUACGUCAUCUGAUUGUUGGGUCGAUGGCGAGUGCUUGUCUUUAGUACGUUUCAGGUUGCUUAAAAUACCAGCGCUAAGCUGAGUUAGCAUGAGCCGUGCUGGGAACAUGCGAGCGAGCGAGGAAGAGACGCUUAUGGACGACUAUUUGGCCUCCAUCGGACUGCAUCGGAAACGGGUCGCCAAGGACGGGUCGUGCUUGUUUCGUGCCGUGGCCGAACAGGUUCUUCACUCCCAAAGUCUUCACUUACAAGUUCGCACCCAGUGCGUUUGCUUCCUAAGGCAACAUAGAGAAAGCUAUGAGGCAUUCAUUGAAGGUGAUUUUGAAGAGUACCUGCAGCGGCUUCAGGACCCGCAGCAGUGGGCAGGUGAAGUGGAGAUGAACGCGCUGGCCGUCAUGUUCAAGAGGGAUUUUGUGAUCUUUCAAGAGCCUGGCAAAUCCCCGGUGGAUAUCACAGGCAACAAGUUCAAGGAGAAGAUCCAGCUAAUUUUUUUGAAUGGAAAUCACUACGACAGCGUUUAUCCCAUCAGCCAUAUAAAGAAUUCUGCGCUCUGCCAGUCCAUCCUGUACGAGCUGCUGUACACCGACGUCUUCCAGCUGAACCGGCACACCGUGACUUCCUGUCAGUCGAGAGGCCGAACCAGCGAGCGGCUGAGCGACGACAGUAUGGCGCCGUGCCUCAGCAGCGAUGACUCCGACUCAGAAGCGGAGAACUUGUUCAGGAGCAACAACAGCCGGAUGAGGGGGCGGGGUCGCGGCCUUAUGUUGCCAGAGAGUGUGCGCCGUUCACUGAGCGAGAGUCUGUACCGAAAUGUUGCAUAUGACGUGUGGCACAAGUCCAAGAAAGCUCAACUCAAGCAGGAUUACUGCAUGGCCGCCGGGAUGCAGUACACCGUCGGCCAACGAUGUCAGGUGUGGCUGGAUGGAAGUGAACAGAGCUACAACGCCACCAUUGAGGAAAUCCCGCCCGAUGACGGCCCGGUGACUAUUUACACGGAAGAAGAAGGCCAACUACGCGUUCCUCUGUGGAGCCUACGACCCGUGACGUCAGAAAGCCCGGAAUGGAGUCCCAUCCACGGUCGGGAGAGAAGAAUCUGCAACGGACAGCAAGAAGGGCCUCGGGGCUCUGGCAAGUCCGGACCAAAGUCCUCUGGUUUCAGAGUGGGCUCAAGUGGACGUGCGUACCAGCAGAAGUCACGCGCGCCGCAUGAAGAUCUGAGACGCUACAAGAGGAGCUCAGCAGACACUUUGUCAUUUGGUAUAACCAGUGGGGAGCAUUUGCCCAAAGAGAAGGAGCAGGUGGAAAUCCAUCUCAAGGAUGAGCUCAGCUUCCCGGCUCUUAGGAGUCCACUUGAAGUUGUUGGCAGGCGUUCUCUCUCUGCUGCGGAAACACAGAAGAUCACCCCUGAGCCUCUUCACAUGGGUGACGCGUCUCCCUCGUCUGUCCCAUCCUCAAAUGUUCCCCCUCCCGCACCCACGAGCUUCCCAGCUCCCACGUUCAUAGCUCCCAUCGCACCGUGUCCAGGGGCCACGAGGGCCUUUGUCCCCCGUCUAUCCUCACCCAGUCCUCCAGUGUACCCGAGCUCCUCGUCACCGGUGCCUCCUCUUCCACAAGUCACUGAUGCCCUCCGACCUUCAGCUCAGAGGCCACGUAAGACAUGGGACCUCUCUGACUUUCCAGUUAAAUGUCCGGAUGCCGGAGACGCCGGGAGUGUGUCGGUGCUCCACAACCAGGGCAGUGCAACAAUGGACCCGAUGGCCGCUCAAGAAUUGAAGGAUCGGGUGGCGGAUGUCGGCAGCAAAACGUGGGAUCCCCUUCCCAGCCAAGACCUUCAGGUCCAAUCGCGGCCUACUCCCUCUCCCCCCAUCAGUCCGACACUCCAGAAUCCCAGUGAGAAUUCACCAGCUCAUGAGGCCUUGGCCGCUCCCUCCUCUGGCUCCCCCCAGCUUUUGCCCACUUCUCCCUUCCCACUCGGACAGCCCCCGACACUCCCCGGAGGCAUCCUGGUGCACCACCUCUACCAGGAUCCCCUGUACCCCGGCUUCCCCCAAGAAGCGAACGGCAAUGUGCUGCCAGCUCCAGAGUUUUCUCUCCGCACUUCGGGAGAAGACCUCCCCCAGGAUGUAAACGUCUUGAGGUUUUUCUUCAACUUGGGUGUGAAGGCAUACACCUGGCCCUUCUACAUGCCCUACCUGUACCUGCUGCCCCUCCAGCAGGCCCACAUCAUGCAGCCCCGAGUCCAGAUGCCCCACUGCCCUCCCGAAGCCCCCCUCCAGCCCACGUGUCCCUCCGCAGCGGUUCCUGUGCAACCAGGUGAGCCCGCUAACGGAUGUGGUGACGCGUGGCCUGCACCCCACAGACCUGCGUACCAGGCAGCGGGAUCCGACAUGCAGACUCCACAGUGUGCCGCGUUGCCGUCGUACCCUCAGGACCCCCACGCCAAUGUGCUCCACAGAGGCUCCCUGCAUGCUUUUCCAGUCAACGCGGCGCUUGCAUAUAAUUCAGGAGACAAUGGCAUGAAUGCGAUGCCGCGGCCUGACAUCCCCCCAGCACUGGGAAGGGCAGCCCCUUUGGCCCACAUCCCUCCGGGGGGUCACAGGGCGCCUCAUCAUCACCCGUCAGUGGGCUGCAACACCGAUGAAAUCGACGAGUCAGCCAUUUUGCGGCUGGGGCCGAGCAGACACUACAGAGGACGAAGACCGGGUGGGCGAGGAGGCUACAGGAGGAGACGUGGGCGGGAACCAGGCAACUACUUCUGAUGCACCUAUAAAGAUGUUCAAACUGCAA
Messenger RNA from Syngnathus acus (greater pipefish), 2952 nucleotides. RefSeq names its product OTU deubiquitinase 4 (gene otud4). Gene Ontology annotation, molecular function: cysteine-type deubiquitinase activity; K63-linked deubiquitinase activity. The transcript has 18 exons. The coding region runs from base 255 to 2924 and encodes 889 amino acids. Lineage: Eukaryota; Metazoa; Chordata; Actinopteri; Syngnathiformes; Syngnathidae. Gene Ontology annotation, biological process: negative regulation of toll-like receptor signaling pathway; protein deubiquitination; regulation of protein K48-linked deubiquitination. The record is from RefSeq and is a predicted model, not a curated record.